Cordyceps militaris CM01 is the source of this 855-nucleotide messenger RNA. RefSeq names its product RING finger domain protein. Gene Ontology annotation, molecular function: zinc ion binding. The record is from RefSeq and is a predicted model, not a curated record. Lineage: Eukaryota; Fungi; Ascomycota; Sordariomycetes; Hypocreales; Cordycipitaceae. Bases 1 to 855 code for a protein of 284 amino acids. The transcript has a single exon.
AUGGAGCCGCAAUCCUGGAGCUGGAGCUCCGCGACGAGGAAUAACGCUACACAAGAUGGUGAAACGCGACAACGGACCACCACUUCUUCGCAACCGCGAGCUGAGAACAGUAGUCACUACGGCCCUCGCACUUGUCGAAUCUGCCUCGAUACUGUCGAGCCGCAGUAUGCCGACGCGUCACAAACUGGGCGACCGACGUAUGUUUCUGAAGACCCGGCCCUGGGCCGAUUGUUGUCGCCCUGCAAGUGCAAAGGAACGCAGAAAUACGUCCACCAAGGCUGCUUGCACGCCUGGCGAGCUUCCAAUCCGUUGCAAGAACGGAAUUUCUGGCACUGUCCGACAUGUGGCUACAAAUACAAGCUCACAAGACUAGAUUGGGCGUCGCUUCUCAGCAGCAAGCUUACACAAGCCCUCCUCACCCUACUACUGUUUGCAUUUGGCAUUUUUAUCCUCGGCUUCAUCGCCGAUCCAGCAUUCAACUUAUGGCUCGACCCCUUUGGCACCAUCGGCGACGCAUUAACCGCAGACGAAGACCACUGGGAUGUGCCUUUCGAAGAUCCACCAACGUGGAUUGAACACUUCGUCAAGGGCUUCUUCUCUCUAGGAAUUGUCGGCCUGGUCAAAUCGAUGCUGUUCAUGUCACCGUGGCAUUGGUGGCAGCUACGAGGGACCGGCGUUGGCGGCGGUGGUCGACGCCGUGGCACGGGCCGCGGUCGUGUUGAAAACCUCAGUCUUUUGUUUGUACUCCUGGGCGCAUUUGCUGCUUUGAAAGGCAUCUGGAAACUGGUUCGGUCCCUGAGCGCCCGCGUGCUAUUGGACAUGCGAGACAGAGUCAUUGAUGUGGACGAAGACUAA